UUGUGGACGACCAUCACUAGUUGUCAAACAGAAAAAUGGAUCUGUUGUCAAGAAGAAUGAUGUUGUUUCUCCGGUCUUUUCUCUUAAUUUUACCAUUAUUGGUAAUAAAUGCCAAUGGUCAGGCAAAUCCACAAGUGAAUCCUGGACAGGUUGGUGUUCAUCGGAGGUUUGAAUAUAAGUAUUCCUUUAAACCUCCAUAUUUGGCACAAAAAGAUGGAACAGUACCAUUCUGGGAAUAUGGUGGAAAUGCCAUUGCCAGUUCGGAGAUGGUCCGUGUGGCCCCAUCUUUGCGCUCACAGAAGGGUGCCAUCUGGACCAAAAACCAACUCAAUUUCGAUUGGUGGGAAGUUGAAAUUGUUUUCCGUGUAAAUGGACGUGGCCGUAUUGGAGCUGAUGGUUUGGCCUUUUGGUAUACCACACAAAAAGGCGACUACAAUGGUCCUGUAUUUGGUUCCUCAGAUCGUUGGAAUGGUCUGGGUAUCUUCUUCGAUUCCUUCGACAAUGACAAUAAACACAAUAAUCCCUAUAUUAUGGCCGUACUAAACGAUGGUACUAAACAAUUUGAUCAUGCCAACGAUGGUACCACCCAACUGUUGUCCGGCUGUUUACGUGAUUUCCGUAACAAACCAUUCCCGACACGUGCCCGCAUCGAGUACUACAAUAAUGUCUUGACUGUACUCUUCCACAAUGGCAUGACCAAUAAUAAUGAUGAUUAUGAAAUGUGUUUGCGUGCCGAUGGUGUUCAAUUGCCAAAGAAUGGUUACUUUGGUUUGUCGGCGGCAACUGGUGGUUUGGCGGAUGAUCAUGAUGUCUACCAUUUUUUGACAACAUCGCUGCAUCCAGCCGGUCAAAUUGUUGAGAAUAAAGUACCACAAGAUAAUGAGAAGUUAUCGCAGGAAUAUAAGGAAUAUCAAGAGAAAUUGGAGAAACAAAAACAGGAAUACAAAAAGGAACAUCCCGAUGAGAAAGAAGAAGAAGAAUGGGAUGAAUUCUAUGAAUCGGAAAAUCAACGUGAAUUACGACAAAUUUGGCAAGGACAAAGUCAAAUUUUCGAACACAUACGUGAAUUAUCACGUAAAAUGGAUGAAGUUAUUGGCAGGCAAGAGAAUACAUUAUCCUUGGUAUCACGGGGUUUGGGUGCUGCCGCUGGAGCGGCUGCUGUACAACAACCAGCUGUCGGUGGUACGGCACAACAACCACCUGUUGUUAAUGUUGGUGGUAGCAUUUCUCGGGCUGAAGUCGAUCUAUUGGUGGCCAAUCAAAAUAACCUCUUGGCCACCGCUCGUGAAUUACGUUCUCUAAUUGGUGAUAUUCACGCCAGAACCGAUUCAAUUCUGCAACAGCAACAACGUGCUCCCAGUGGACAAGUUCAAUCGGCCGGUUAUGAUGUUCAGGCAAUUAUCAAUGAAAUGCGCGAUGGCAUGAAUCAAGUUAAGCAGGGUAUAACACAUGUGGGACAAAAAUUGGGUGCCUCACCUCAGGCUCAAACAGCCUGUCCAACAGGCAACUGUGUAGGUGUUACAUUGUUCCUUGGUGUUACGGCUGUACAGCUACUUUUAGUCUUCCUUUAUACUAUUUUCAAGAGUAGAAGUGAAGCCCAAGCUAAAAAAUUCUAUUAGGACUA
Musca vetustissima is the source of this 1624-nucleotide messenger RNA. RefSeq names its product protein ERGIC-53 (gene ergic53). The record is from RefSeq and is a predicted model, not a curated record. Gene Ontology annotation, biological process: Golgi organization; endoplasmic reticulum to Golgi vesicle-mediated transport; endoplasmic reticulum organization. Gene Ontology annotation, molecular function: D-mannose binding. The transcript has 6 exons. Bases 36 to 1619 code for a protein of 527 amino acids. Lineage: Eukaryota; Metazoa; Arthropoda; Insecta; Diptera; Muscidae. Gene Ontology annotation, cellular component: COPII-coated ER to Golgi transport vesicle; Golgi membrane; endoplasmic reticulum membrane.